Molecule: messenger RNA, 5913 nt
Organism: Nilaparvata lugens (brown planthopper)
Lineage: Eukaryota; Metazoa; Arthropoda; Insecta; Hemiptera; Delphacidae
Gene: Sos
Product: protein son of sevenless
Exons: 24
Coding region: 314-4285 (1323 amino acids)
Biological process (GO): positive regulation of GTPase activity; Ras protein signal transduction
Cellular component (GO): nucleosome; plasma membrane
Molecular function (GO): protein heterodimerization activity; guanyl-nucleotide exchange factor activity; structural constituent of chromatin
Source: RefSeq, a predicted model, not a curated record
AUGAACUGUUUCUGUCAUUCGGUUCGUGUUGCGCUUGCGUGGUCGAUUGAACUCUGCUGAAAGAUGUGUCGUCCGUGGACGAUUUUGUGUUGAGAUGUAUCAUUGUUUAUUUUUUGCUACUUGUAUUUGUUACCACAUAGAGUUAUAGUCUCUUACCGCGAAGUGUUGUGAAUUAUUAGUAAUUUUGGCAGUUCUUGUCUUUUAUGAGCUUAAUAAGGUUCCCUGUUAAUCUCAUCAGUGAAAAAAUGGCGGUCAUUAAGAAAAACCAUGGUGACCAAGACACGUAAGAGUGUUUACAGUAUAUUUGUUGAUAAUGAUGUUCUCGACUCCAAACGCUGAAUCACUAAAUUAUGAUUUUGAAAAGGAAGAAAAUGCUGUUAAAUGGAAAGGAGUGUUCGUUAACUCCUUGCGCAAGGUGCUGGAACAGGUGCAUCCUUCGCUAACAGCCCGCGAUGAUGCCCUUGAAUAUGUGGAAUCGCUGAUUGUGCGACUUCUGGCGAUGCUAUGCAGCAGACCGCCUCCACACACGGUGGACGAUGUCAACGAAAGGGUGCGUCGCACAUUCCCCACACCCAUCGACGAGUGGGCUCUCUCCGAGGCCAAGGAUGCACUCGACAAGGGACGCAAGAAGAACAACUUCCUCGUGCUGCCUGUUGACAAGAUACACCAGCUGUUGCAGAAGGAAGUUUUGCAGUACAAGAUUGACUCCCACGUCUCUCUGUACAUGGUUGCAGUCUUGGAGUACAUCUCUGCUGACAUCUUGAAGCUUGCGGGAAACUAUGUGAAGAACAUCCGUCACAUGGAAAUAUCAUGCCAGGACAUCAGAGUGGCGAUGUGUGCUGAUAAGAUGGCGCUGAUGGACAUGUUUUAUCAAGAUGAUGACCCUAUGGGAAGCAGCUCUGUACCAUCAAGUGAGCCAGUUGUACCUAGACCUACAAGAGCGUCAACAACUUAUGAAGAGGUGGUGAAAGAUUUGAUCCAAGAUGAAAAACAACAUUUGAGAGACCUUCACAUGAUCAUCAAAGUUUUCAGGGAGGAAAUUGCUAAACUGUUACCAUCAGGAGAUAACAAGGAGCUCGAUACUAUGUUCAGCAACAUAACAGAUAUCUAUGAAUUGACCGUGACACUGCUGGGUCUAUUGGAGGAUAUGCUGGAGAUGUGUGAAGAGAAGCAGACCCCAGCCAUAGGCAGUUGUUUCGAAGAACUUGCUGAGGCAGCUGAAUUCGACGUGUAUGGAAAGUACGCAAAAGACAUGGUCCAGUCGAGGUGCAGGGAUGCUCUGAUGCGAUUGGUGAACAAGCCAGAGGUGUCAAAUUCGUUGCAGUCAGCCGGGCAUGGCUUCAGGGAAGCGGUCAAGUACUAUCUGCCCAAACUACUGUUGGCACCCAUCUGGCACUGCUUCUUGUACUUCGAGUACAUCAAGAUCCUGCUCGACAAAACUCCUUCGGUUGAGGAUCGCGAAAGUCUCGAGCAGGUGGAGGGUCUUCUCAGGCCGCUACAGAUGGAGUUAACCAGCACAGUGGCACACCUGUCAAAGAGGGAAUCGCUGCAAAGGAUCAGGAUGCACGGCCAGGCGAGGCGGCAGGCGGCGGUUGAAAAAACCAACGAGUUGCAGAAAACUAUUGAGGGAUCUGAGGUGAAGGAGAUCAGUCAAUGCUGCAACGAGCUCAUUCGAGAGGACGUGCUUGGGAAAAUAUCAUCUAAUGGAAAAUCAGUUACUGAGAGGAAAGUGUUUCUUUUCGAUGGAGUAAUCAUUCUUUGCAAGCCAAACAACAAGAGAACAUCAGUUUCAGUGACAGGGCCUCUUGGAGGCUCUUCAAAUUGCAACUAUCGUCUGAAGGAGAAAUUUUUUAUCAGAAAAGUUGAAAUAAUCGACAGGAUGGAUACUGAAGAUAUCAAAAAUGCUUUUGAAAUAGCUCCAAGGCUACAGCAGAACAUAACUCUCAUCACCAAGUCUGCUGAUGAUAAGAAUAAUUGGAUGGCUGAUUUGAUCAUGCUCAAUACCAAAAGCAUGCUCGAAAGAACUUUGGAUAGUAUUCUGCUGGAUGAGGAUAAGAAGCAUCCCCUCAUUCUGCCAUCCCCUGCUCUGUAUAGGUUUGCGGAGGCAGAUUCUAGCAAAAAUAUUGUGCUUGAAGAUAGAGAGAACGCUGGGGUACCACUCAUCAAGGGUGCGACUUUGACCAAGCUGAUCGAACGUCUUACUUACCACAUCUAUGCUGAUCCCAUGUUUGUUAGAACAUUUCUAACAACUUUUCGCAGUUUCUGUUCACCCAAGGAAUUGUUGAGCUUACUUGUGGAGAGAUUCAGCAUUCCAGAUCCUUCCCUAGUGUACGAGGAUGUUUCUGUGGACUGCCCGAAAUCAAGCAAGAAUUCCCAACGUGAAGACUGGAAGAAGUACAGGAAAGAAUAUUGUCAGCCAGUCCAGUUCAGGGUGUUGAAUGUGUUGAGACACUGGGUCGAUCAUCAUUUCUACGAUUUCGAGAGAGAUCCGGAGCUACUGUCGCAGUUGAAUGGAUUUUUGGAUACGGUGACCGGAAAGUCUAUGCGCAAAUGGGUGGACUCAGUGUCGAAAAUAGUUCAGCGCAAGACUGAUUUGACUGAACAGCAGCGAGAAAUAACAUUCGCCUUUGAUCGGUCACCGCCUCCAUUCGAAUGGCACAUCCAUUGCUCCGAGGAGGAGUGGAACAUCCUGACCCUCCAUCCCAUCGAGAUCGCGCGCCAACUCACGCUACUUGAGUUUGAUUUGUAUCGCGCCGUCAAGCCGUCCGAACUGGUUGGAAGUGUGUGGACCAAGAAAAACAAACAGGAAACUUCACCGAACCUGCUGAAAAUGAUCAAACACACUACCAAUUUGACAAGAUGGCUGGAGAAGAACAUUGUUGAAGCUGAAAACUUUGAUGAAAGAGUUGCUAUUGUCUCCAGGGUGAUUGAAAUCAUGAUUGUUUUGCAAGAUUUGAACAACUUCAAUGGCGUACUCGCUGUGGUCUCGGCUAUGGGAUCUGCUUCUGUGUAUAGGCUUCGAUUCACAUUCCAGGCAAUAUCUGCCCGCCUUGAAAAGGUACUCGAUGAAGCCAGGGAGCUGAAUCUUGACCACUUCCGCAAGUACCAAGAAAAGUUGAGGUCUAUCAACCCACCGUGCGUUCCAUUCUUCGGUAUGUACCUAACUAACAUAUUGCAUAUUGAAGAAGGAAAUCCUGACUACCUUCCGUCUGCCCCUGAUCUCAUCAAUUUCAAUAAGCGUCGUAAGGUAGCUGAAAUAACAGGUGAAAUACAACAGUACCAGAAUCAGCCAUACUGUCUCAGCGUCCAGCCAAAAAUCAGACAUUUCCUGGAGACUUUAUCUCCCUUCGAAGGCCAAAAAGACACGGAAAUCAGUAACUACUUGUAUCAGAAAUCGUUGGAUGUUGAACCAAGAGCAGCUCGUCAAGCUCCUAGAUUUCCUCGCAAAUGGCCCGAUUUGAAUCUAAAAUCGCCGGGGAUCAAGGUACGCAACCUGGCGUCACGCAGCCAUCCACCACAACCUCUCACCUCCGUGCCACUCACGGCUACCCUACAUCACCACCCCGCACCCUCCUCUUCUUCCUCAUCCUCCUCACCAAGGCUAGCUGUCGCCUCCUCCUCUUCGGUAGCUGCUGCCUCCUCUUCAACAGCCGCAGCUGCAGUCGCCUCCUCAGCUACUGCAGAAGAUAGUGACGACACUCCCAAGACUCCCAUCGCCUCUGAUUUUAGUGUUUUCGCGCCGGUCCAUAUUGGUCCAUCCGGUCAUAGCAGUGGUAGCUCAGGCAAUCAGUCGCCUGGUGGACUGAGUCAGGCUUCAACUGCCUCCUGCAUUCUCCCUACCGCUUCAUCCUCGCCGCAUUACCCCCUAGCUCCGCCACUGCCACCACGCACCCGCAAGCGAGAGAGCUCUGUAGGUGACGCUUCUGGCCAGUCAACAUGUGCGCCAAUUCUGCCGCCUCGCGAUUUGUCGCCGCCUCCUCCUCCACCUCGACCGCCCGUGCGCCGCCAUGCCCCGCCACAUCACCACUCUACCACUAACGUUGGCAGUAGCAGCAUGUUGAGACCGUCUGGAUCGGUGAGCGUUCGCAUGAACACUCUGCCAUCAUCAGUGGCCAGAAGCGUGAGUGCUGUGUCAGCAGUUUCCAAUCCUCUGCCAGAGGAAUCAGCUUCUGCUUCAGACUCCUCUAUUCCACGCCUUCCUCCAAAACCAUUCGCUAUUUCCAACAAGCAGAGCUCCAACGUGAUGUUCCAGUUUAACACCGGAUCCAACCAUCACACUUCUUAAGUACAUCAACACAGAUAACCCCGGGAUUAAUCAAUGAUCAACAACAACUUGUGACAGAAUUGUCCAGUCGACCAUUUUGAAGAGUUUAGCGUCCACACAUCCGGACGUAAUUCAAAUAUGGUGCUUCCUUUUAUGACGCAUGCGCAAACAAUACUGCUUGCUGGCUUUACUGCCAGUGCCAGCGCUGCCAUAUAUAUAUGUAUUCGUAUAUAUAUUAUUAUCUCUAUCUAGAUUUGAUGUCUUCAUCUCGAAGAUAUCGAUAUAUCUUUUCUCUCUGUAAUGACCAUACUUAUAAAAAUAUAAAUAUAUUAUUGGAACGACUACGGGUGUCAAAGUUUCGUCAUGUGUGUAAUAUUUAAAUGAUUGUGUAAAUCAUAUAAUAUUAUUGAUGAACAUGCAAAACCUUAUUACAUGUUCACUUUAAAGUGAAAUAACAUGUCCUUUCGCAUGGUACUAAUCAAACAGUAGUAUAAAAGCUUUAGUUUCUUGAAAUUAUGCUCUCAAACUAUUGGAGUACUGUACAGUAGUUUUUCAGUCAAGAAAUGCACCAGUCUUGCCAAUUUUACCAAACUUAACGGAAUACAGUAUUUUAUUUUGCUAACAUUAUUUUCAUACCUCUCUGAAACAUACAUCAUAAAUCUUCUAUAGAGGAUUGUUUGAUAUUACAGUUGGAAUUAAUGAUUUCCUUCCCAGUCAUAGAACUGUACAGUAUUCAUUCCUUUGCAAUAAUUCCUUGCAAAUUUUUCCCCUAUUUUAGUCCACAUGACCUACAUUCGUGCAAUUUUUUACAUAAUUUGACUACUAAAAUUUUAUGUAAAAGCCUGUCUUAAUCAACUCUAACCAAACUCAAACCUUGCCAUUGUCUUAUGUACAAUUUCUGUAUAAAACAGAAUCUAUUCACUUUGUGAUAUACUUCAUUGUUGUUCAUUGUGAUUUUCUUAUCUCAACAUAAAUAUAAUAAUUAUGAAUUGUUAUUACACAUUCAUUUGAUCAGAGAUUUUUUUUGUCUCAACCGGGGAUGAUAUUUUUUCAACUUCAUUCAUGUUCUUUUCAUUAAAUCUAUAUAAGUGUAUCUCAUUCGAGAACCUUUUCAAUUUUUCCCAAAAAUUAUAUUGGUAUAGAUUUAGGGACGUUACUUCCCCAGUAGAAUAUCAAUAUAUUCUUAUUUCAAAGUAUUGUACAUACAUUUGUAGAAUCAUAAUUAUUAACUUAGAAUAAUAUUAUGUAGUUUUGUUCAAAAACUUGAAUCAAAGGCCCACGUAAAACUUCACACGUAUGAAAGGUACCAUCUUCUGUUGAAAAAAACAUAUUCAAUCUUAUUUUUAAUAACCCAUGUUCAUGUUAUUCAUCACAAUACUGUAAUUAUUCAGCAGAAAAUUUCAAGAUUUGAGGUCAAGAUUUCAUUAAAAUUAAAUCACUUGUCAUAAAAUUAUACUUGUCUAAUUAUAGUGAGUAGUAAAAAAACAGGAUUCAGUUCUAGUUUCUCAUCAAGUUUAAUUAAUAUUUGAAAAUGUUUACAGCUCAAACUAGAAAUGCAGAAUAAUUCACAAUAGACGAAACUUAUUAUAUAUACCAUGUAUUACUUCGCAAAAAAAUUAGCCUUACUCUGAUAUUUUUCACUUUUUCAA